ACAGCAUCUGAGGGGUAAGUGACUGUCUGCAGUGUUUGGGUUUGUGUGUGUGUUUGGGGGUUACUUGCUGUGUGCUGAGCUUGUGUCUGUCAGUCUGUUUGGUUUGUUUGUUUGAAGGACCGUGUGCUGUAGCAGGCAGUUGGAGGUGGAGCUACUAGGAAGGUUUGAAAGCUAGAAGCCUCUGGUAAUUGGCUGAGCCUUAACCAGUGGGCGGGGCAUUCACUCAGGCCAGGGCUUUAUAUAGCUGGGCACAAGUGACCAGGGAGCUUAGCGAACAGGAGCUGCUAACAGGGAGUUUUGCAAGGGAGUUUGGAAGGGGAGUAGGAAGGGAGGGGGGGUCCCUUGUCGGUCUCAUCUGUGACCCAUUGGUCCCCUGAACACACAACCUGAGCCACAUCGAAAACCUUUCUGUUUACAGCAGAGAGGAAUUUGAGAGAGUUUGACAGAGGGAGGCUUACAAUGGUGAGGAGGACCCGCAACACCUGUGCCAGCACUGCUUCUGUCUCCUCCACCUGCGCCUGUAGCCAGACAGAGCACCAAACCAUGGAUGCUUUUACCCAGAUUCUGGUGUGGGCUUGCAAAGACUGUAAUUUGCAAUUUCCACUUACUGAUAUCCAGGCUGGGGGUGGCAUCCAAUGUGAAAGGUGCCUACUGGUGGAAUCUCUCAGGCAGCAGGCGGGAGAGCUACAGGAGGAGGUGGCCAGGCUGAGGAACAUCCAUGUCCAUGAGCAAUUCCUGGACAGUAUCCAUGUGGAGACAGCUGAUGGUGCUGUCCCAGUUGACAGGACUACCGACACUCCGGUGGAGGAGGAGAUGCCUCAGGGUGUAUCUGACACACCAGUGGAGGAGGAGGCUCAGGGUGGACACAGCCAGCUGGUUACUUCUAGCAGCAGGCAGUGCUCCACCGCUGCUGCAAACCCUCCUGUUGUGGUAAAAGAUAACCAUUAUGCUCUUCUUGAUACAGGAGAGAAGAAAUCACCCCCCACAGUUAAGGGGGUGAAGCCUCGUACCCCUAAGGCUGGGAGGUCUGCUGCCACCACUGAUAAGAAACGUAGGGUAGUGGUGGUUGGAGACUCUCUGCUGAGGGGGACGGAGACACCCAUCUGUCGCCCUGACCGUUCAUCCCGGGAGGUAGGGGUCCAGGCAGAGACAGAUGCAUCGUGGAGGUGAAUGCCUGGCUGCGAAGAUGGUGUCGCCAGGAGGGCUUUGGCUUCCUCGACCACGGGAUGCUAUUUGAGGAAGGACUGCUAGGAACAGAUGGCGUUCACCUUUCGAAGAGGGGAAAGGCCUUAUUUGCGCACAGACUGGCUAACCUAGUAAGGAGGGCUUUAAACUAGGUUCGACGGGGACAGGUGAGCAAAGCCCACAGG
Gopherus flavomarginatus (Mexican gopher tortoise) is the source of this 1370-nucleotide messenger RNA. RefSeq lists its product as uncharacterized. The transcript is spliced from 2 exons. The coding region runs from base 460 to 1170 and encodes 236 amino acids. NCBI's taxonomy places the organism in Eukaryota, Metazoa, Chordata, Testudines, Testudinidae. The record is from RefSeq and is a predicted model, not a curated record.